Molecule: messenger RNA, 1458 nt
Organism: Hypomesus transpacificus
Lineage: Eukaryota; Metazoa; Chordata; Actinopteri; Osmeriformes; Osmeridae
Exons: 6
Coding region: 482-1297 (271 amino acids)
Molecular function (GO): S-adenosylmethionine-dependent methyltransferase activity
Source: RefSeq, a predicted model, not a curated record
ACAUUUUGUUUGAGAAUGCGUGUCCUCGUCUGUCUUGAAAUCUCCCAGAACCCUUUCUUGUAUUACUGUCAACGUUUAUCCUGUUAAGGCUUCAAUAUGUAUUUGGCUGGUUUGGUUGGUUGGUGUACUAAAGUCCUUUCCUUAUGGCAGACAGAGUUUUCGACGUAGGUUUCUUUUUUUUGCAUUGGGAUCAAGUGUGUGCGUGUGUGCGUAUGUGUGAAGGUUUUUGUUCAUGCUAGUUUAGUGGGAGUGAUAAUGGGAGUGGCCAAUCGCAAGAAGGCUUAAAACUUCCAAAUGUAUUCACAGACAUGCACAUUUUGUGGAUAGCUUGGUUACGAGCUAACGGACAGUUUUAAAGUUUAUAAUAACGUGAUGCCUAAAGGAGUGUUAAAAAAAAGGAUUGUUAGGUUUGUUACAAACUCACCUGUUGGUCCAUUAGUUCCUUGGUUUACCAACACAAGACCCUUGAUAGAAGAGUACCAUGUCCUUCCUGCUGUUUGAGGGGCGACGUCAUGCCUCAAUCUACCAGAAGUACCGGAUCGCACCCCCGCAGGAGGUCACAGACAUUGUCCUAAACUACCUGAACCAGAAGAAAGGACAGCCCCAUGUGCUAGCUGUGGACCUGGGCUGUGGGACAGGCCAGAACUCCCGCCUGCUAGCGCCUCACUUCCAGGAAGUAGUGGGCAUUGAUGUCAGCAAAUCACAGUUGGAGGAAGCCAGGGCAGUGUCAGGGUACCCCAAUAUCACCUACAGGAAGGGUACCGCUGAGGAGCUCCCGUUUCCGGAUAGUUCCGUGGACCUACUUACUGCCGCCUCGGCGGCCCAUUGGUUUGACCAGGCCCGGUUCCUGGUGGAAGCAGCUCGGGUCCUGAAGCCAGGUGGGUGCAUGGCUCUACUGGGCUACACUGACAGCUUCAGCCUCCGCUAUGGUUCCUGUGAGGACAGACUCAACCUUAUCCAUGCAGAGUUCAAGAAGUCCCUGUUGCCUUACACCAGUACCAGGGUGGCUGUGGCCGAUAGUAAACUGCAGGACCUCUACGCUGCUAUCCCCUUUCCAGAGAAAGAGAGGGUUGAUUGUGUACAGGUGAGCCAGCCCAUCUCAGUGAGGGCCCUGGUGGGCUUUCUGGAGUCCUUCUCCAUGUACCAGGCCUACAGCAGGGCAGAGCCACAGGCUGCCAGCUCACUGCUGCUCCACACACAGAACAGGUUCCUGGAAGAAAUGGGCGUGACUUCACCUGACACUGAGAUGGAGAUACACCUUGGAUAUUUCUGUGUCCUGGCAUCCAAACCCAAGUGAACAUUCCCAACAGAUAGUCUUUGUUGCCAUCGCCUAAUCAACUACCACAGCUUAUUCAUAACUAGUAAACACUGCAGUCCUAAUGCUUCUUGCUUCUGUGUAGUACCCUCUCAGUUUUUUUAAUAAAUCUGGUAUCUUGUUUUGAUGAAUAAGGCCAACCA